Molecule: messenger RNA, 2424 nt
Organism: Ipomoea nil (Japanese morning glory)
Lineage: Eukaryota; Viridiplantae; Streptophyta; Magnoliopsida; Solanales; Convolvulaceae
Product: SEC1 family transport protein SLY1
Exons: 3
Coding region: 137-2002 (621 amino acids)
Biological process (GO): endoplasmic reticulum to Golgi vesicle-mediated transport; intracellular protein transport
Cellular component (GO): Golgi membrane; cytosol
Molecular function (GO): syntaxin binding
Source: RefSeq, a predicted model, not a curated record
GCUUAACUGCUUAGAUUUCAUUUGGGUAUUCCGACUCUCCGCCAAGGGAAACCUCUCCUCUGAUCGUUCUUCUCGCCUCCGACACCUCACUAUCAGCAGCAGCACUACUACUACUACUACUACUACUACUACUACAAUGGCACUCAAUCUUCGUCAAAAACAAACUGAGUGCAUAACGCGGAUGUUGAAUCUAAAUCAGCCGGUGAAUGCCGGAGGGACGGCGAACGAGGAGGUGUAUAAGAUCCUCAUCUACGACCGCUUCUGCCAGGACAUAUUGUCGCCGCUCAUCCAUGUAAAGGACCUCCGCAAGCACGGCGUCACCCUCUACUUCCUCAUCGACAAGGAUCGCAAACCCGUCCACGACGUUCCUGCCGUCUACUUUGUCCAGCCAACCCACUCCAACGUCCAGCGAAUCGUUUCCGACGCCUCCAAGUCUCUCUACGACUCCUUUCAUCUCAAUUUCUCUUCUUCCAUUCCUAGACCCUUGCUGGAGGAUCUGGCCUCAGGUACUAUCAGUUCAGACUCAAUUCAGAGGAUCUCAAAAGUGCAUGAUCAGUACUUGGAGUUUGUGACCCUUGAAGAUAAUUUAUUUUCACUUGCCAACAAGAAUUGCUAUGUUCAGUUGAAUGAUCCAUCAGCUGGAGAUAAAGAGAUUGAGGAGAUUAUUGAAAAGGUUGUGAGUGGUUUAUUUUGUGUUUUGGCUACGCUUUCUGUGGUACCAAUCAUCAGGUGCCCCCGUGGUGGACCAGCUGAGAUGGUGGCAUCAUUGUUGGAUCAGCGACUGCGGGACCAUUUAUUGGCAAAAAACAACUUAUUCUCUGAAGGUGGGAAUUUCGCUAGCUCAUUUCAGAGGCCUGUUCUGUGUUUAUUUGAUAGGAAUUUUGAGUUGCCGGUUGCUAUUCAGCAUGACUUUAGGUAUAGACCCCUUGUUCAUGAUGUUCUUGGGUUGAGAUUGAACAGGUUAAGUGUGCAAGGGGAGAAGAGUGGGAUGAAAUCUUUUGAGUUGGACAGAUCUGAUCCAUUCUGGAUGGCAAAUGGGUCAUUGGAAUUUCCAGAGGUGGCUUUAGAGAUUGAGAACCAGUUGAAUAAAUAUAAGAAGGAUGUUGAGGAGGUAAAUAGGCGAACAGGAGGUAAUGAUGGGGCCGAGUUUGAUGGAACAGAUUUGAUUGGCAAUACAAAGCAUUUGAUGAAUGCUGUUAAUUCCCUCCCUGAGCUGACUGAAAGAAAACAGGUUAUUGACAAGCACACUAAUAUUGCAACCGCAUUGUUGGGAGAAAUCAAGGAGAGGUCUCUAGAUACAUAUGCUAAAAAAGAGGAUGAUUUGAUGGUCAGAGGUGGCAUUGACCGCAGUGAGAUCCUUGGAGUGCUAAAAGGAAAAGGGACAAAGGUGGAUAAGCUCCGGUUUGCUAUCAUCUAUCUUAUUUCAAGUGAAAACAUCCCUCAAUCUGAAGUUGAAAUGGUUGAAGCUGCUCUUAGAGAGUCUGAGGUAGAUACAAGUGCAUUUCAGUAUGUAAAGAAGAUGAAAUCAUUAAAUGUUUCUUUAGCUUCGGCAAGUUCAGCCAGUAGGGGAAACAUUGUUGAUUGGGCAGAAAAGCUAUAUGGGCAGUCAAUCGGUGCUGUAACUGCUGGUGUGAAAAACCUAUUAGCCAGUGAUCACCAAUUAGCUUUGUCUAGAAUUGUUGAAGCACUAAUGGAGGGGAAGCCAAACCCUGAAGUUGAUCCUUACCUUAUUUUGGAUCCCCGUGCUCCCAAGUCAAGCGCUGGAUCAAGUAGCAGCCAUUUGAAAGGGCCAUUUAGAGAAGCUAUUGUGUUUAUGAUUGGAGGUGGAAAUUAUGUAGAAUAUGGUAGCUUGCAAGAUCUUGCACAUCGGCAGCAGCCACCCAAGCAUAUCAUAUAUGGAACCACAGAAAUUCUUACAGGAGGUGAGUUUGUUGAGCAGCUUGCAUUGCUGGGUAAGAAGAUGGGAUUAGGAAGCAGUGGGGUAGCUGCCCCAGCCCAGUAGCAUAUAUGGAUCUCAGAAGCAAACCAAUUGUGUUGUUCAGUGUGUCUUAGGAUGCGCUUUAAGCAGGACGAUGUUAUGGACAAAAUGAUAUAUUUGAACCCAGAAUGAGGUUUUUGGCCAUGAUGCUCAUUUUCUCUAUAUAUAUAUUGUAGAAAAGAUCUUGUUAUCUUGUUAUGCUUUCUGUAUUCUUUAUCUUUGAUGGUUUUUUGUUUCUCUCUUUUCUUUGUAAACGGAAGGAGCAUCCUUGGAAGUUGCAUUGAUAUUACUGAACAGUUCAUGUAGGUUCAUAGUGACGGACUUUUGUGUUGCAUUGUUAUUAUUGAACAGUUUUAGUUGAUGUAGGCUCACAAUGGACUUCACUGUGGUUCCAUAUGCGCACCAACCGUGCAUACUUUUUGUAUUACGUGUUUUCACUUUUGCCA